AUGCGGCUACUCCAACGCGACGAAGCAGGCAACUGUAGCCUUACCCCGGACCUCUCCUCCGACGAUGUCCCCCCUUCCGCGAUCCUUUCCCACACCUGGGGACCAGACGAGGUAUUCUUCGCGGACCUGGCGAAGACGCCAAGUGAUUGGCAGCACAAAGCCGGUUACCACAAGAUCAAGUUCUGUGCUGACCAGGUGAGACGACACGGGUUGCAAUUCUUCUGGGUCGACACUUGCUGUAUCGACAAAUCUGAUAGCAUCGAGCUUCAAACUGCGAUCAAUAGCAUGUUCCGGUGGUAUCGCGACGCAAAACGAUGCUACGUCUACCUGCCCGAUGUCUCUGGGCCUGCGGCCUCCGGUCAGCGGAAGAGCAAGAUGCCGUGGGAUGAUGCAUUUCGACAGAGUAGAUGGUUCACUCGUGGAUGGACAUUGCAAGAGCUCAUCGCCCCAAAAAUAGUCGAUUUCUAUUCAAAAGAAGGGGCUUGGCUAGGUGACAAGCAGUCAUUAGAGCCUAUGAUACGCGACAUUACAGGUAUUCCUGUGAGGGCUCUGCGUGGUACACCUUUGUCCGACUUUACUGUCUCGGAACGUGAGGCAUGGGCACGCAACCGUGUAACCAAAUACGAGGAGGACAUGGCGUACUCGCUCCUUGGUAUAUUUGACGUUCAUAUGCCGCUAAUCUAUGGUGAGGGGCGAGCAAAAGCACAAAGACGGCUGCGGGAAGAGGUUCAGAAAGCCAGAAAGGGGGCACGAGCAAACGAUUUCUCUGUUAUCUUCAGCCUGUCCGAGGUUCCCGAGAUUCACAAUUUUGUUGCACGAGAGAGAGAAAUUGCAGAGGUGCGCAGGGCAAUAAGCUCAGAUGGAAGUCGUCGCGUCGUUAUCAUCCAUGGUCUCGGCGGCAUUGGCAAGACACAGCUUACCGUAGCAUACACAAAGCGAUAUCGAGAUGAACAUUCCGCCAUAUUCUGGUUUAACAUUAAAGAUGAAGCGUCUAUUAAACAGAGCUUCACCAAAGUUGCGAGGCAGAUUUUGCAACAACACCCUGAUGCUAGCCGCCUUAGUGCACUAGACCUACAGGAUAGUCACAACGAGGUAGUCGAAGCUGUCAAGUCAUGGCUCAGCUUGCCAGGCAACACCGGAUGGCUUAUUGUAUACGACAACUACGAUAACCCCAGAUUGACUGACCGCACAGACGACAAGGGAAUCGAUAUUAAUCGCUUUCUUCCUACGGCGCACCACGGCUCAAUUAUUAUCACGACACGGUCAUCACAAAUCGAUAUAGGGCUUCCGAUUCGAAUCAGGAAGCUGGAAUCGAUGGAUGACAGUCUCAAGAUCCUAUCAUCGGCCUCAGGCCGAGAUGGCUUGCACGUUGACAUGGAUGCUAUCAAGCUCUUAGGAAAGCUAGACGGGCUUCCACUUGCCCUUGCUACAGCUGGAGCGUACCUGAGGCGGGUUGCAACGAGCUUGGCUGACUACCUUCGCCAUUACGAGAAAUCAUGGGCAAGGCUUCACACAAGCACUCCAAACCUGGGUUCUUACGAAGAUCGCACAUUAUGCUCCACGUGGCAAGUGUCAUACCAACAAGUCCAGGAACAAAACCCCCUUGCAGCUCAUUUACUCCAAUGGUGGGCCUACUUUGACAACGAAGACAUAUGGUUCGAACUUGUCCAACCCGAUGGUGAAGACGGUCCGGCGUGGAUAUAUGACCUAGCUGAUGAGCUGAACUUUAAUAGCGCGAUGGGCACGCUGCAUGACUUCGGAUUUGUCGAGCCACACACCUUCAGUCCAGAUCUGAUCGAAUCAAGGGGAUACAGCAUUCAUAGCUGCUUGCACUCUUGGGUCAUUCAUAUAUUAAAUCAAGACUGGGAUGGCUAUCUUGCUAAGCUCGCGGUAAAAUGCAUAGCCUCACGCGUUCCUCCACAUAACGAUGCUCAGUUCUGGCUGCUUCAAAGGCGACUUCUGCCGCAUGCAAUGAUGUCUCGCGCCACAAUUCAAGAUAGCGAUGAAGACUUGAAUCGAGCCUUUCACAGCCUAGGGGACCUUUACGCGGACCAAGACAAGCUGCAAGAGGCCGAGGAGAUGUUUUUACGAGCGCUUCAAGGGUACGAGAAGGCGUGGGGACGUCAACGCUAG
Metarhizium robertsii ARSEF 23 is the source of this 2133-nucleotide messenger RNA. Its product is annotated as kinesin light chain 1. Bases 1 to 2133 code for a protein of 710 amino acids. The transcript is spliced from 3 exons. The record is from RefSeq and is a predicted model, not a curated record. Lineage: Eukaryota; Fungi; Ascomycota; Sordariomycetes; Hypocreales; Clavicipitaceae. Gene Ontology annotation, molecular function: protein binding.